AUGUGCACCGUGGCGGAUAGAACAAGCGGGAGACUAGACCAGACCCCGGCUUCAAACUCUGAAGCUGAUCGUGCGGGAUCCAAGGGCUCUUUCAUCACUUUGGAGAGAAGCAUCGGCUUUUGGAGUGCCACCGCCAUCACUAUCGGCGGUAUAAUUGGAUCUGGAAUUUUCAUCACGCCGUCACAAACCCUUCGGAGCUCGGGCUCUGUUGGCCUCGAUCUCUGCAUCUGGAUAUUCUGCGGUGUCUUAGCCCUCGUUGGUUCGCUAUGUUACGUGGAAAUUUCGAGCGUCGUGCCAGCUUCAGGCAGCGACUACACAUAUCUCGUUGUAGCAGCUCGGCACCUCGGUCCAGCAUGGGACAUUCUGCCGUUCAUUUGCGUGUGGUGUUUGCUCUUCAUCAGCGACUCGUUGGGCACGGCUGUCCUGUCCAAAACGUUCGUUAGAUACGUUCUAACCAUCAAGUACGGUCAAUGCGAGCCGGAUGAGAGCGUCUCCAAUGUUCUGUGCGUCCUCUUCAUCACUUUGACGAUGGCUCUCAAUCUAACGAACAUGAGAGUGGUGCUCCGGUUGGUGAACGUUCUGUCUUCCAUCAAAAUUCUCGUCCUUGCUGGCAUCAUUGGGAUUGGAGCGUACCACGCUAUAUUUUACGAGAAUCACCUCCGAGGAGCUACUUGGUUCGCUGGUUCAAAAACAUCUCCCAGAGAUCUGGUGUCAACUAUAUACGGAGCGUUGUGGGCCUACUCGGGGUGGAAAAACAUAACUUGCAUAACUGAGGAGGUGCAAAACCCGCGGCGGAACGUUCCGUUAUCGAUCAUCGUCGGAAUUCUGAGUGUCACAAUCGUCUACAUCUUGACGAAUAUAUCGUACUUCAUUGUAUUGAGCACCGACCAGAUCUUGAGCUCAGAUGCCGUCGCUGUGACGUUUGCGGACGAAGCAUUCCAUCAACCGUCGUUUACGAAAAUCGUACCUCUAAUCGUGGGGAUCAGCGUCUUCGGCUGCUUCAGUGGGCACUUCAUUCUGAACGGUCGCAUCUUCCUGAGUGCUGCGCGGGAGGGCCACAUGUGGGCUCCUCUCGCGCACGUCCACAUGGAGAGCUGCAUUCCUGUUCUGACGAUACUUCUACGUUCCGCACUCGGAAUCGUGUUUUUGUACCUGGGAACGAUUGAUCAGUUGAUCGAAUUACCAACCUUCCUCGAAUGCAUAUUCGAGUCUUUUACGAUUCUCGCUCUAAUUCUCUUCAGAUGGACUAUGCCGACCGCGAAGAGGACACUCAGAGUACCAUAUGUAUUCAUUCUACUCAAACUAGCCAUACUAGUCUAUAUAUUUCACGCUACAGUGAGCAGUAGCAAGAAUCAGGCGCAGUACGCGGCGCUCGCUGUUGUGCUGGUUGUCGUUUUCAGUCUCUACAUAAUUUUCAUUAAGCUCAAAUGUCAGAUACCGUUUGAGCAUGCUCUAGCUCUGACCCUCCAGAAGUUGCUUCUCUCAGUCCCUUGCGAUAACUCCAUAAUGGAGAAUCUCACCAAACGCGAAAAUUGA
Messenger RNA from Galendromus occidentalis (western predatory mite), 1536 nucleotides. Its product is annotated as b(0,+)-type amino acid transporter 1-like. Gene Ontology annotation, cellular component: membrane. The transcript is spliced from 7 exons. Lineage: Eukaryota; Metazoa; Arthropoda; Arachnida; Mesostigmata; Phytoseiidae. Gene Ontology annotation, biological process: amino acid transmembrane transport. Gene Ontology annotation, molecular function: L-amino acid transmembrane transporter activity. The record is from RefSeq and is a predicted model, not a curated record. Bases 1 to 1536 code for a protein of 511 amino acids.